Gamsiella multidivaricata is the source of this 896-nucleotide messenger RNA. RefSeq lists its product as uncharacterized. Bases 71 to 610 code for a protein of 179 amino acids. The transcript has a single exon. The record is from RefSeq and is a predicted model, not a curated record. NCBI's taxonomy places the organism in Eukaryota, Fungi, Mortierellomycota, Mortierellomycetes, Mortierellales, Mortierellaceae.
GCGGACACAUGGUAUUCAACACCUGUCUCUUCCAAAUGACCUGCCACCAUACGACUCAAGGGAUAUAGACAUGUUUUCUCCGGUUCCAUCCGCAAAACCUUCCUCUUCCUUAUCAUUGGUGUCUCCUGUUCUGUCCUCAGCAACCACUACUGCGUCCUCCAGCUGCUUUGGUGCACGAAGGAACAAUACCCCAAAGUCUCAUGCGCCCCCUAAGUCAGGCGCCGGAGGUAAAGAGAAGGGACACAUCUUUACGCGCGCGCGGGAGACGUAUAUAGCUGAGCUGCUUGCAGACCCAGAUACUUGGGCACUUUUUGACGAUCCAGCAGAGAGGAACAACCACCACAGGCCGAAGACAGACGUUCGCGAAGGAAUUGCCUGGAAGAUUAACAGCAAGUUUUCCACUGGAGACAGCCCUGUGAAUUUUGACAGCUUUCAGAUCAAGAACAAGAUUGAGAAUAUGAAGAGGGUCUGGAAGAAGGCAAAUAAUCUCUUCAGCACAACAGGCAACGCGGACAAGAGGAAUCAGAAAUUGAGAAAGAGUCAUCCUGAUUUGCCAUUUUUAUUACAGCACGGAGCAGGUCUGAUCGGCGUCUUACCGGAGAAUCGUUGAGAUACCGGAUCUGAUUUGGGUUUUCUUGAGGGUCUAUCCAGUGCAACUUUAAUGAAAUGAACUCAGGCAUCGAAAACUGGAAUCUGGAAGAGAUAAAAUUCAGAGGUCAAUUGUCGGUACCAGGAAGCACAGCUAGCCUUGAUGGAGGGAGAUACAGAGGAAGAAGAUGCAGGCGGAAAUAGCAAGAAGGCGGGUAGAACUUGAAUUGGAACAUAUAAGGAUAGAGUUGGAGGUCAAGAGAAUGGAUGCUGAGCACAUGAGGCAGCAAGUAGAGCUAGAGCGCGUC